This is a messenger RNA of Hylaeus volcanicus, 1067 nucleotides long. RefSeq names its product protein SGT1 homolog (gene Sgt1). The record is from RefSeq and is a predicted model, not a curated record. Gene Ontology annotation, biological process: protein stabilization. NCBI's taxonomy places the organism in Eukaryota, Metazoa, Arthropoda, Insecta, Hymenoptera, Colletidae. The transcript has 6 exons. The coding region runs from base 223 to 885 and encodes 220 amino acids. Gene Ontology annotation, molecular function: protein-folding chaperone binding.
AAUUUUUUCGCCCCAAAACAUAGCGACUUUUCUGAAGAAAUUUUUUCCAAGUACUUUGUUAACCCAAAUAAGUUCCUAUCAAAAACUGAUGCUCAAUUAAUUAAUAAUUAACUACGCUGUACUAUCGCUAUUGUGUUCCUAUGAACUUUCGAGAAGUGUUGUGUUUGCGAGUUUUGUGUAAAGGGUGCGCAGGAAAACUCCGAGUUGACUUCAGAGUCGAGAAUGGCUGGCGAAGGAAACUCUACCCGAAUGGAUAAUAACGAAAUGCCAGUUCCAAAAACAAGGUAUGACUGGUAUCAGACGGAAACUCAUGUCACAGUUACAAUUCUCACGAAGAAUGCUCAAAACGUUAAAGUUGUCAAUGAGAAACACACGUUAAGCGUGUCUGCUUCAUUACCAUCUGGAAAUGACUAUAGUUUGGAGAUAGAUUUAGCUCAUCCCACAGUACCAGAUCAGUGUUCACAUAAAGUAUUUCCAUCCAAAAUAGAAAUCAAGUUAAAGAAGCAAGAUAGGAUUAGAUGGAAUGCCUUAGAAGGGGAUCUGGUUGUACAAAACACACCACAGCCUAUACCUCAAGAAAUUUUACAAGCUGGUAAUCAGCCACCAAAGUAUCCUACUUCCUGUAAGAAGUCACGUGAUUGGGAUAAGAUGGAAAAAGAGAUUGAGAAGCAAGAGGCUGAAGAAAAACCAGAAGGUGUAGCUGCUUUGGAUUGUUUAUUUCAACAAAUAUAUGGUAACAGCUCGGAUGAAGUUAGACGCGCGAUGAAUAAAUCUUUUCAAGAAUCUGGUGGCACUGUUCUAAGUACUAACUGGUCUGAAGUAGGCAAAGGAAAAGUUGAGAGAAAAUCAUUGGAUGGUAUGGAAUGGAAGCCUUGGAAUGCAUAAACAAAGUAACAUAAUUGAUAUUUAAUUUGCUUAAUCUUUAACAGAAUAAUUUCAUUUUAUUUUGAAUAAAAGUACUUCAUAAAUAUUUACAAUAUUAAUAUGUAACUCAUAAUAUCUUCUAUGCUGCAGAUGUUCUAUUGUAUAUCACAAAGUUAAUUAAUUAAAUAAUUAUUCCUACCUAA